Messenger RNA from Rhodotorula toruloides NP11, 2598 nucleotides. RefSeq lists its product as uncharacterized. The transcript is spliced from 3 exons. Bases 1 to 2598 code for a protein of 865 amino acids. Gene Ontology annotation, biological process: actin filament polymerization. The record is from RefSeq and is a predicted model, not a curated record. Gene Ontology annotation, molecular function: microtubule binding; actin binding. Gene Ontology annotation, cellular component: actin filament; cytoplasm. Lineage: Eukaryota; Fungi; Basidiomycota; Microbotryomycetes; Sporidiobolales; Sporidiobolaceae.
AUGGCCACCCCUGAGACGACCGCCCUGUCCAUCCGCAUCCACCUCCCACCCUCCCCAAUCGACCCAGGCGGCUCGCAUCUCACUCUCCCCUCCUCGCCCUCGUCGACAGUCGCAGACCUCAAGGCUGGCUUGGUAGAGCGGUGUGGACUUGGAGCGGAGGAGGGAGAGGCGCUGGGGCUGGCAAAGGGGGCGAGGAGGUUGAGGGACGCGGAGCGGUUGGGAGAGGUGUUUGAGGAGGAGAGGAAGGUUGAUCCCUCCGCCCCUCUCACGCUUCACGUCGUCGCCCGUCCUUCGGUACUCGACAAGCUGCGCCAGCAUGCGGAUCCUGUGGAACCGGAGGAAAGAGCUUCGACUGAGCCGCCUGCGGUGGUUGCGAGCGCUGAAGUCGCAGCGGCAGAACCGGCGGUCGUUGCAGAUUCUUCGGACCAGGCGGCCGCUUUGGGAGACGGACCAGCCGCACAACCGCCUGAGCCUGUCGAACAACCCGCCGCAACGGUCCCUGUUCCCGAGGAACUGCACUACUCGCCAGCCUAUAUCGUCCCGCCUCCCUCCCUGCCCGAACCCGUCGCCUCGACUUCCUCCAUCGCCGCCACCGCCGCCGCUGCAGCAACUCUUCCUACGUCCGCUGCCUCGCCUGCCGUCCCCGUCUCGCCCUACACGACCUACAUCGCUCACCUCCAGCGGCUCCUCCCUCUCCAGCGCGCCUUGCUCCUCCUGAACCUCCAGAAAGCGCAUGCGCACUACACUCGCGCCCUUACCGCUCCUUCAACGAGCGAAGGAGUCGAGGACGUUGAGCGGAUGUUGAAAGAGGUUGGGGUUUGGAGGAUUGUGGAGGAGAAGGUUGAGCAGAGGGAGGCGGAGUGGAGGAAGCUGUAUGCCGGUGACGAGGCUGUGGACGGGGUCGAGCGGGUGGAGGAGGAGUUCCAGAUCGUCCAGGUUGGCGGCCUGCCCUACCUCCUUCACACGCCACCAGACCCGCAUCGCCGCCCAUCUCACCCGCCUCUCGCCGCUGUCCUCCAACACACCCGCACCGAGACGGUCCAGCACUGCCUGACGACGAUGCUCCAGCUCCUCCUCACCAUGUCUCCCGGCGUCCCCGCUCUCGCCUACGGUCGCGCAACCGCCCCUCGAUCCGGCGCACCGCCUGUCGCUGCCGCCCCAGGCGCGAACCCAAACGCACCCGAUGCCCUCGCCGCCGCUCGACUGGCCCAACUCGGCUUCCUCAACGCCCCUCCCGGCGCUGCCGGCCGCCCGAUGCAUCCUCUCGCUCAAGGCGCGCAGAUUCGCCGCCGUGCGACACUGUCGGUCAUCAUCAACCUCGACGUGAUCCUCUCCUUCCUGAUUCCCCUCUUCCUCCUCUCGCUCAAACUCGCUUUCCUGCUGUGGAUCUUUGGACGACACGCGAGUCCGACGAAGAGGAUGAUUCUGGGCGCGAUGGCGGCGCUGUGGGUCGUCUGGGAGGGAAUCGGGAUCAGGAGGAGGAGGUUGCAGCGCGAGAGGGAGCGCGAGAGGCUGGAGAGGGAGAGGAGGCGCGCGUUGAGGGCAGCUGCGAGGACGCAUCAGGCGCAAGCUCAGGCGCAACAGCCGCCGGGCGACGUGCAGGCAGGACAACCGCAGCCUGGUCCCGCACCUCCUCCUCAGCAGCCCGGCGCGCCCCAGCCUCCCGCCGCGCUCGUCCGCCGCGCCCGCCACCCCGCCAACGCCCAUGACCGCGCUCGUCGACACCGCGAGCUGCCCUCGCGCCUCUCACCGAAAUACUGGAUCAACCUCAUCGCCGCCGUCGGACUCGUUGCCGAAGCGCGCGAACUCGGUCUCUCGCCACGCUUCAUCGCUGGCCGACCCAUCGCGCCUGCUCCGCCUCCGCCUCGCACCGCAGCCGAAAAGCGCUACGAGGCGUUGAAGCGCGUCGUGCGGAAUGUCUGUGUGGCGGUUGUGUUGUUCGUCGGGACGCUCAGUCCGGAGGUGGAGCGGAAGAGAAAGAGGGCACUCGAGAAGCGCGAGAGGUUGUUGGCGGAGCGGAGAGUCGCGGCGGCGGCGGCGGCGGCGGCGGCGAGGGCGUUCCUCGACCAGCCGCCUGUGCUGCCGUCGGUUGCAGGACCUCUCGACCAGGGAACUGAUGGGCUGAGGCGCCGUGCGACGGGUGCGCAGGGCAGGAGCGCGGUCUCGGACGAGCAGCUCUUCCAGGAUGGCGGCAGCGAGGCGUACCAGUCUCAGCAUGGGGUUCCCCCCGCCUCGACCUCGACUCCAGCCGGCGCAACAGACGUGCACAACGCUUCAGCUUCGACGUCCGCCCAUACUAUCGGCUCGCAAGCCGCACCCACCGCAUCGACCUCGACCGCCCCCGCUCCCGCCCUACCGCCCGACUCUGCACCUCCCUCGCCGCCUGAUCUUCCUCCCUCACCUCAGAACGUUCUCGCCGAUUCGGACGGCGGUGCAGACGGCGAAGACGCGGCAGAAGACGACGAUGUCGCGUCUGCGACUUCGGGAGAUGGCGCAACGACUUCGGACGAUGAGGAGCGUGCGAGGGCGGACGAUGCGGGAGAGGGACUUGCAGGUGAUGUUGGAGCGGAUGUGGAUCAGGUCGUUGCGCUGUUUUGA